Messenger RNA from Penicillium cosmopolitanum, 300 nucleotides. RefSeq lists its product as uncharacterized. NCBI's taxonomy places the organism in Eukaryota, Fungi, Ascomycota, Eurotiomycetes, Eurotiales, Aspergillaceae. The coding region runs from base 1 to 300 and encodes 99 amino acids. The record is from RefSeq and is a predicted model, not a curated record. The transcript has 2 exons.
AUGCGCCAAGCAUGGGUAAGCAUGAAGCCGCUGUCGACACAGUUCUUGUACCCACUGACUUUAAGGACUUUGAGGGUUUGGGCUACAGAGCCGUGCGAUGAUAUUAUGACAUAUAUCUGGAGUAAAGGCCUCGGUGAUACGGUUUUGGAAGCCGUUCCACUUGAGGAGAUACGAUCCGCAGCGGACGGCCGCGUGCCAGAUGGUCUCCCUAAAAAUUCAAUUCUGGUCGGCCUUGCCGAGGUUGGAAGAGAGAUGGAUCGCUUUCGACAUUACUCUAUUCAUAAGAGAUACCUGCAGUAA